Molecule: messenger RNA, 10522 nt
Organism: Ailuropoda melanoleuca (giant panda)
Lineage: Eukaryota; Metazoa; Chordata; Mammalia; Carnivora; Ursidae
Gene: WDFY4
Product: WDFY family member 4
Exons: 62
Coding region: 564-10127 (3187 amino acids)
Biological process (GO): antigen processing and presentation
Molecular function (GO): protein binding
Source: RefSeq, a predicted model, not a curated record
AGCUGGUGGUGGGGAUGGGGGCUCCUCUCUGAAGGGGCAAAUAUUACCCCCUGGGCCUACACACUGGCACAACCAUGAUAUUUAUAGAGUCUCACAACUACCCCCUGAGCCUGGGGGGAGGGAUCAGCAGCGGCUUUUUAGAAAUGUGGGUGAAGGCACAGAGGAGUGAUCUGCCCUGCAGCCCUGCUGUUUCCAGUGUUUGUUUCCCCAUCACCAGUGCCAAGUCCUAGUUAUCCUUGUGGUGAGUCCUCUAGCACCAACACCCCCUUUCCCCCUGGGACCACACUGGCCCUGGAGCAUGGGAGGAGGAGGCCUUUCCAUAGUCUCCUGAUUUCUCAUGUGAUGUGAUGGUGAGGUCAGCAAGCCUGUGAGACGGUGGUGUGCUGGAAAUGAGCAGAAACGCAGUUCAAGUGAUUCAUAGUGAAACGUUGCUGGAGACUAACCAUGCUGGCUGAAUCCUCUUCCCCCAGGCCUGAGGGGCUUUGGCUGGGUCUGGGGGCACCCAUGCCACCUGACGUCUGCAGGGCCUGACCGCCGCACCUCUGGAUCUGCUUUGCUAAGGCAUGGAGGCAGAAGACAUUUCAAGAGCUGAAGACACAGUUGAGUAUCCGGGUUCCAAAAAUGAAGGCCAGCCUGAUGUUGCUCAGCCUGACCUCCCACGUGGAGGGCAAUCUCCUGGUCCCACUGCUCUCUGGGAGACGCUAGAGAAGAAAUUUCUGGAAUACCAGAAGUUGGCCCAUGGGAGCCCUUCUGAACAUCAGCAGAGCCUGUUGGAUCUCCUCCCACUGUUCCUGAAGGCCUGGGAAAACUCUGUGGGGAUCAUCUGCUUUCCCAGUCUCCAAAGGCUGGCAGAAGAUAUUUCUAACCAGCUCGCCCAAGAGAUACAGAAGGCACUUGUGGGAAAGCCUGCAGAGCAAGCGAGGGAGGCAGCUGGCCAGUUGCUGCGGUGGAAGGGGGAUGUGGAUCAGGACGGCUACCUGCUCCUGAAGUCAGUGUUUGUGCUCACGGGGACAAACGCGGAGACCCUGGGCAGAGUUGCUGAGUCUGGCCUUCCAGCCCUGCUCCUGCAGUGCCUUUACCUCUUCUUCGUCUUUCCUCUGGAAAAGGACGAGCUUAUUGAGAGUGAUGUUCAAGUUCAGAGGAUGUUCGUGCAGAUGUUGCUGAACAUUUGCAGUGAGUCUCAGGGGCUGGAGAGACUUCUAUCAGGAAAUGAGCUCCAAUCUCUAGUGAUUGCCACUACCUGUCUCCGGGAACACAGCUGCAGUUUUUGGAAGGAGCCCACCUUCUGCGUGCUCAGGGCGAUCUCCAAAGCUCAGAACCUCGGCAUCAUCCAGUACCUGCAGGCCAUGGAUUGCAUCAAACUGUCCCUUCAGAACCUCUCCAAGCUUGCAGACAGCCUCCCGGCUCCCGAGGUGAGCGAGGCAGUGAACCUCAUCUUGGGCUUUGUGAAGGACUCCUACCCUAUCUCCUCAGCUCUGUUCCUAGAGUUCGAAAAUGGAGAAGGCUACCCUCUGCUCCUCAAAGUGUUGCUUAGGUACAAUGGCCCGACACAGAGCGAGGUGGACCCCCACCUGGAGGAGCUCCUUGAUCUGGUGGUGUGGCUGACCACUUGUGGGAGGUCGGAGCUGAAGGUGUUUGACAGUGUCACGUACCCUCAGCUGGAAGGCUUCAAGUUCCAUCACGAGACUACUGGGGUGACUGUUAAGAAUCUUCAGGCCUUCCAAGUCCUACAGAAUGUUUUCCACAAAGCCGGCAACCCCGUCCUCUGCACCAAGGUCCUGGCCGCCAUCAGGACCAUGUGGGCCUGGAAUGCCCGCAACUUCUUCUUACUGGAGUGGACCCUGCAGCCCAUCUCUCAGUUUGUGGAGAUCGUGCCCCUGAAGGCAGCCCCAGUGCAGAAGCACUUCUUCCAGCUGCUGGAGGCCCUGGUGUUCGAGCUGCAUUAUGUGCCCCACGAGAUCCUGCGGAAGGUGCAGUGCCUGAUCAAGGAGAGCCCUGAGUCGCCCUGCACCCUGGUGGCCCUGCAGAGUGUGCUCAGAAUAGUCGACAGGGACCUGCUCUUCACCGACAUCUUCCGGGACUCCGGUCUGCUGGGCCUGCUGCUGGCCCAGCUGCGGAAGCGGGCCAAGAUCCUGAGGAAGUCAGGAAACAAAGAGUCCUCGCUUGAUGUGCAUGGUACAGAGAGAGAACUGACCUGUGUGAUGCUGAGAACUGUAGUCACACUUCUGAAAGGCUCAGUACGAAAUGCAGUUGUCCUGAAAGACCACGGCAUGGUGCCCUUCAUCAAGAUCUUCCUGGAUGAUGAGUGGUACCGGGAAGCCUCACUCAGCAUCUUGGAGCAGCUCUCCGUCAUCAACGCUGAGGAGUACAUGAGCAUCAUUGUGGGCGCUCUGUGCUCGUCCACUCAAGGCGAGCUGCAGCUGAAGCUGGAUCUUCUGCAGUCUCUACUCAGGAUCCUGGAGACCCCCAAAGGCCGUGCCGCUUUCAGAGUGUCCAGUGGCUUCAAUGGACUCCUGUCCCUGCUCUCUGACCUGGAGGGGUCUCUCCAGGAGCCCCCACUGCAGACGUGGGGGAUGGUGUCCCCCAGCCAAACCCUGGACCUGGUCCUGCACACCCUUCGUGCCUUGUCCGCGGCAUUGCACCUGGACCCUGUCAAUGGGGACUUCUUCAAGAGGAACGGGCUUUUUGAGAAGCUGGCCGAGGACCUCUGUUUGCUGGGUUGUUUCGGAGCCCAGGAGGAAGAGGGAGCCCCUCUGCACUCCGGGGCGGACACAAAGGCCAGGCCAUUUGCUGAUUUGCUGAGUGUGGCCUUCACCUCUGCCAGCCCACUCCCACCCAAGAUACAGAGCUGCCUCCAGGUCCUCAGCUUUCUGGACAGCAUGGCCAGUGGCACCCUCCACCUGCGCAGAGACCUGAAGGAGUUCCCAAGGGCUGGGCAGGACCCAGUUGUGAAUGCCCAGAAGGAAGAAGCUGGCGGGGACUCCCAAGGAAACUUCAAGCAGUGGCCAGACCUGGAGGAGAGGGUGGAUGAAGGAGACGCUGUGAUCAUGCACCCCGGGGUCCUGUGCGUCAUGGUGAGACUGCUGCCUCGGUUGUACCAUGCAGACCAUCCCCAGCUUUCCCAGGAGAUCCAGUGCUCCAUGGCCAGUCACAUCCAGUCCCUGGUGAAAUCGGAGAAGAACCGUCAGGUCAUGUGUGAGGCAGGGAUGCUCAGGACCCUCAUGGCCUCCUGCCAUACAGCCCUGACCGCCAGCCCCAGCCCCUUGCACUCCGGCCUCAUCAGGAUUUUUGAAAAGCUUGCCUCCCAAGCCAUCGAACCAGACGUGUUAAGACAGUUUCUCGGUCUUGGAAUUCCCCCACCUCCAUCAUCGGCUGCAAUGAAAAUCCUCCAUUCAUCUUCUGUGCACAGAGGGGACUCUGGAGGCUCAGGGUCCCAGGCUGGCACAGCCGGGACUGCUGAAGGUCCCGCAGGAGCUGCCCUGGAUGCCAGCCCCGGCCCGGCAGUCACACAGGCCCUCAGGCCCUCGGGGACGUCCCCCAGCUCAACCACCGCCCUUCAGACCUCGCUAAGCCUCAUCUCCAUGACCUCCCCGCGCCACCUGCAGCCUCAGAGGGCGGUCCUGGCUCCAUCGUUUGUGGAAUUCGACAUGACCGUGGAAGGUUAUGGCUGUUUGUUUAUUCCGACCCUGUCUACAGUUAUGGGAAGCAGCACAGAGUAUCUGGUCUCUGGAGGGAUUGGGACAGGUGCAGCCAGGGCAUUCCCUCCGUCUGGGGGCCUGACCUUCUCCUGCUGGUUCCUGAUCGGCAGGCACAGCACAGUCAUUGAGGGCCACCCUCUGCGCUUCCUAACCCUGGUGCGUCACCUGGCCAGGACUGAGCAGCCCUUCGUCUGCUUCUCUGUCAGCCUGUGUCCAGACGACCUCUCCUUGGUUGUGUCUACGGAAGAGAAAGCAUUUCAACCCCUGGACAUCAUGGAACCCGAGGAGGAUCCUGAGCCUUCCGCCGGACGCCAGCUUCGGGUCAGGUGUGGCCAGCUGCUGGCCUGCGGUCAGUGGCACCACCUGGCUGUGGUGGUCACCAAGGAAAUGAAAAGGAAUUGCACCGUCUCCACCUAUCUGGAUGGACAGAUCACUGGCUCAGCCAAGAUGUUGUAUAUUCAGGCCUUACCAGGGCCUUUCCUUUCAAUGGAUCCAUCUUCAUUUGUGGAUGUUUAUGGAUAUAUCGCUACCCCUCGAGUUUGGAAACAAAAGUCGUCAUUAAUAUGGCGUCUUGGCCCUACAUACCUCUUUGAAGAAGCCAUCUCAAUGGACACUCUGGAAGUUAUUAACAAACUUGGCCCAAGAUACUGUGGUAACUUCCAAGCUGUGCAUGCCCAAGGAGUGGACCCUGAUACAGAAGCAACGCCCCUGGUUGCGGAGGAAAGGAUUUCCUUUGGCCUUCACUUGGCCAGCUCCUCCACCACCAGUGUGACAGACAUCAGAAACACUUACAGUGAGGUGGACAGCCGCCUGAUUGCCAAAGAGAUGAACAUUUCAUCCCGUGACAAUGCCAUGCCUGUGUUCUUGCUAAGAAAUUGUGCUGGCCACCUCUCGGGUUCUCUUCGAACCAUUGGAGCUGUGGCUGUGGGCCAUUUAGGCGUAAGGGUGUUCAACUCCAUCCCAGCAGCCAGCAGCCUGGACUUCAUUGGUGGGCCCACCAUCCUCCUGGGCCUCAUUUCCUUAGCGACAGAUGACCACACCAUGUAUGCGGCCGUGAAAGUCCUGCACUCUGUCCUGACCAGCAAUGUCAUGUGUGAUCGCUUGAUGCAACACAUCUGUGGGUACCAGAUAAUGGCUUUUCUCCUGAGGAAAAAGACCUCUCUCCUGAACCACCGAAUUUUUCAGCUCAUCCUCUCCAUUGCUGGCACUGCCGAACUAGGCUUCGGGUCAUCUGCUGUCACCAAUGUUGGCGUCUUUCGACACAUCCUCUGCAAUUUUGAGCUCUGGAUGAAUACUGUGGACAACCUGGAGCUCUCCCUCUUUUCCCACCUUGCGGAAAUCCUUCGAUCACCAAGGGAAGGACCCCGGAAUGCUGAAGUUGCUCACCAGACACAGCUUAUACCCAAGCUCGUCUUCCUCUUCAAUGAGCCGGGCCUCACCUUCUCCAAGAUCCCCACCAUCAUUGCCAUCCUGGGCUGUCAGCUGAGGGGCCACUUCAGUAUCCAGGACUUGCUCAGAAUCGGGCUGUUUGUUGUAUACACCCUCCAGCCUUCUUCUGUGAACGAGAGGCAGAUCUGCGUGGAUGCGGGCCCGGACUCCUCAGUGCCUGCUGGAAGCCAAACAUCUGGAAAGACAAUCUGGCUCAGAAACCAGUUGCUGGAGAUGCUGUUCAGCGUAAUAUCUUCUUCCCAACUUCAUCUGUCCUCUGAGACAAAGGAAGAGAUGUUUCUGAGCCUGGGGCCUGACUGGUUCCUGCUCCUCGUGCAGGGCCAUGUGCAUUCCAGCACCACCGUGCUGGGGUUGAAACUGCUGCUGCACUUUUUGGCAAGCCCCUCUCUCCGUGGGCGAUUUAAAGAUGGCCUGUGUGUGGGAUCCUGGGUGGAGCGCAGCUCUGAGGGCGUGGACAUUGUGAUAGAUAACCUGAAGAGCCAGCCCCCCACGUCUGACCAGAGCCCCUGCCUACUUCCUGGGUUCCGAGUCUUGAAGGAAUUUCUGGGCCACCAUGUGCACAUUCCGGAAGUCUACCUCAUCGUGUCCAGCUUCUUCCUGCAGACGCCACUUACAGAGUUGACAGAUGGGCCCAAAGGUAGCCUGGACGCCAUGCUCCAGUGGCUCCUGCAGAAGCACCACAACGAAGAGGUCCUCCGGGCUGGGCUGUGCACUGAAGGUGCCCUGCUGCUUCUGGAAAUGCUGAAAGCCACCAUGAACCAGCCCUCAGGAGGCUCUGGAGAUGACGCCUGGGAACGGACUUUCCCUGCCAGCGUGCUGCAGUUCCUUGGCCUUGUGCACAGCACCUACCCCCAGGAUCCUGCCUGGCGGUCCCCGGAGUUCCUCCAGACAUUGGCUGCAGUCACCUUCCCUCUGGGAACCCGCAAGGAACCCAUGACUCAGCCUGCCCAGAACGCCAGCAGCCCGGGGACUGAAGCCGAAGGCGAUGGCAUUGCAGAGGGUCUGCAGGCUCCUGCCAUGUCACAUCCCACCCGGAGGCAGCUGAGGGAGUUCAUGCAGCUACUCUUGAGGGAGUUCUUGCUGGUGGCCUCCAACCCCAAGCAGUGGCUGCCACUGGAAGUGCUCCUGGAGGCUUGUCCGGACAACGCCACCAGCCAACAGAAGCGAGACUUCCAGUCUGAGGUCCUGCUUUCCACCAUGGAAAUAUUUCACACACUGAGUGGAGGCAACGUGCCCAUGCUCAGAGGCAGUAAAGAGCCUCAGCCAAAUACAGAAGCUGCUGCUACUCCUUCACUUGCAAACAUCUCCCACUUCACCCAGAAGCUGGUGGAGAAACUGUACAGUGGGAUGUUCUCAGCAGACCCCAGACAUGUUCUUCUCUUCAUCACAGACCGCAUCGUGGUGGUCAUCGAGAAUGCCUCUUCUCAAAAGGAUGCUGGCAUCAGUGCUUUAUACAGCAGUUUAAAUAAAGUCAUUCUUUACUGCCUGUCCAAGCCCCAGCAAUCCCUCUCCGAGUGCCUCAGUCUUCUCAGCAUCUUAGGCUUCCUACAGGAACACUGGGACAUUAUCUUUGCUACUUAUAACUCCAACGUCAGCUUCCUCCUGUGUCUCAUGCACUGCUUUUUGCUGCUCAAUGAGAGAAGUUAUCCAGAAGGAUUUGGAUUGGAACCCAAGCCUAGAAUGACUCCUUACCAUCAAGUCUUUCUUUCUCCAAGUGAGGAAGGGAGAGAAAAAGGAGAGGAAGACUUCCCAAGUUUGAGUGAUGUCCAGCACAACAUCCAAAAGAUGGUGCGGACCCUCUGGCAGCAGCUCGUGGCACAGAGGCGGCAGGAGCUGGAGGACACCUUCAAGAUUGAUCUCUCUGUGAAACCUGGAGAGAGUGAAGUGAAGAUUGAAGAGAUUACCCCACUCUGGGAGGAGACGAUGCUCAAGGCCUGGCAGCAUUACUUAGCAUCUGAGAAGAAGUCACUGGCCAGUCGCUCGACUGUGGGACACCACAGCAAAAUGUCUUCAUGGAGUGGCAGCUUGUCUUCAGCCAUGAGGCUGAUGCCAGGGCGGCAGGCCAAGGACCCUGAGUGCAAGACAGAGGAUUUUGUGUCAUGUAUCGAGAACUACAGAAGAAGAGGACAGGAACUAUAUGCAUCUUUGUACAAAGAUCAUGUACAGAGGCGGAGAUGUGGCAACAUCAAGGCAGCCAACGCCUGGGCCAGGAUUCAGGAGCAGCUUUUUGGGGAGCUGGGCUUGUGGGGCCAGACAGCAGAAACCACACUUUGCUCCAGGUGGGAACUGGACUGGAGAGAAGGACCAGCUCGCAUGAGGAGACGCAUCAGACGCUUGUCUCCCCUGGAAACUCUGAGUUCAGAAAGGCUCAAGGAAAACCAAGACAGAAACGGCAGUGUUUCAGAAACAAAUGUUGAAAAGCAAGAUGAUCUGACACCAAAGGAAGCCGAGAGCAGAAGAGAGGAGGUGGCAGUGGACUGCACCCAGCUGACCUUCUUCCCUGCCUUACAUGAAAGUCUGCACUCCGAAGAUUUCUUGGAACUAUGUCGGGAAAGACAAGUUAUUUUACAAGAGCUCCUUGAUCAUGAAAAGGUGACACAGAGGCACUCCCUGGUGAUCGUGCAGGGCCAUCUGGUCUCGGAAGGGGUCCUGCUCUUCGGCCACCAGCACUUCUACAUCUGCGAGAACUUCACGCUCUCUCCCGUGGGGGAUGUCUACUGUACCCGCCACUGCUUAUCCAACAUCAGCGAUCCAUUCAUCUUCAACAUGUGCAGCAAAGACAGGUCCUCCGACCAUUACUCGUGCCAGAGUCACAGCUACGGGGACCUCAGGGAGCUCCGACAGGCACGCUUCCUCCUGCAGGACAUCGCCCUGGAGCUCUUUUUCCAAAAUGGAUAUUCCAAGUUUCUUGUCUUUCACAACAACGAUCGGAAUAAGGUCUUCAAAAGCUUCUGCUCUUUCCAACCCAGCUUGAAGGGGAAAGGCGUCACAGAGGAGCCCCUCAAUCUAAGGAGAUACCCAGGCUCCGACAGGACCAUGCUGCAGAGGUGGCAGAAAAGGGACAUCAGCAAUUUCGAGUAUCUCAUGCAUCUCAACACGGCAGCUGGAAGGACCUACAAUGACUAUAUGCAGUAUCCAGUGUUUCCCUGGGUGCUGGCCGACUACACCUCACAGACAUUGAACUUGACGAAUCCCAAGACUUUCCGUGAUCUCUCAAAGCCCAUGGGGGCUCAGACCAAGGAAAGGAAGCUGAAAUUCAUCCAGAGGUUUAAAGAAGUUGAGAAGACUGAAGGAGACAUGACCGUCCAGUGCCACUACUGUACUCACUACUCCUCGGCCAUCAUUGUUGCCUCCUACCUGGUCCGGAUGCCACCCUAUACCCAGGCCUUCUGCUCUCUGCAGGGCGGAAGCUUUGAUGUGGCAGACAGAAUGUUCCACAGUGUGAAGAACGCGUGGGAGUCGGCCUCCAGGGAGAACAUGAGUGACGUCAGGGAGCUGACUCCGGAGUUUUUCUACCUGCCCGAGUUCCUCAUCAACUGCAAUGCCGUGGAGUUCGGCUGCAUGCAGGAUGGGACAGCACUGGGGGACGUGCAACUCCCUCCCUGGGCUGAUGGGGACCCUCGGAAAUUCAUCAGCUUGCACAGACAGCUGCCCCUCUCUGAGCCCCAAGCCCCUCAUGUGCAGCGUCCCAGGGCUGAACCAGAUAGUUCUGUGUAUGCUCAUCUCAGUGAGGAGCAAACCCGGCUCCGGCAGCACUCAGAGCAGAGGUGCCGCGGUGACUCGCAUGGGGACACCGCCGCCGCCUCUGGCCAUCUGUCCCUAAUGACCCGUGUGGUCUGCGUCUGUCCCCCGUCUCUCCAGCUCUUUACGAAACCCCACCCAGCCAGGAGCGCUGCGGGCAAGCCUUCACCUGGAAAGGAUGCCGUCCUGCCUGGGAGCCUGCCCAGCCACCCACAGCCCUUCUUCUACAGCCUGCAGGCGCUGAGACCCUCCCAGGUCACAGUCAAAGAUAUGUACCUUUUCUCUCUAGGCUCGGAAUCCCCCAAAGGAGCCAUUGGCCACAUCGUCCCUACCGAGAAGACCAUCCUGGCCGUGGAGAAGAACAAGGUGCUGCUGCCCCCUCUCUGGAAUAGGACCUUCAGCUGGGGCUUUGACGACUGCAGCUGCUGCCUGGGGAACUAUGGCUCCGACAAGAUUCUAAUGACGUUCGAGAACUUGGCUGCCUGGGGCCGCUGUCUGUGUACCGUGUGCCCAGCCCCCACAAUGAUCAUCACCUCCGGGGCCAGCGCUGUGGUGUGUGUGUGGGAGCUCAGCAUAGCCAAAGGCCGCCCAAGAAGCCUGCAUCUCAAGCAGGCCUUGUAUGGACACACCCAGGCUGUCACAUGCCUGGCAGCAUCAGUCGCCUUCAGCCUCCUGGUGAGUGGCUCCCAAGACUGUACCUGCAUCCUGUGGGACCUGGACCACCUCACCCACGUGGCCCGCCUGCCUACCCACCGAGAGGGCAUCUCUGCCCUUGCCAUCAGUGACGUCUCGGGCACCAUUGUCUCCUGUGCGGGAGCCCACUUAUCUCUGUGGAAUGUCAACGGACAGCCCCUGGCCAGCAUCACCACUGCCUGGGGCCCUGAAGGAGCCAUAACCUGCUGCUGCGUGAUGGAGGGGCCAGCAUGGGACACAAACCAUGUCAUCAUCACUGGGAGUCAAGACGGCAUGGUUCGGAUUUGGAGGACUGAGGACAUGAAGACGUCUGUUCCUGGGCUAGCAACACCAGAGGAGCCCUCAGCUCCACCUCCAAGCCCUAGAGGUCACAGGUGGGAGAAGAAUCUUGCCCUGUGUCGAGAGCUGGAUGUCAGCCUCGCUCUGACCGGGAAGCCCAGCAAGACCAGCCCUGCGGUGACAGCUCUGGCUGUGUCCAGAAACCAGACCAAACUCCUGGUCGGCGAUGAGAAGGGGAGAAUAUUCUGCUGGUCUGCGGAAGGGUAGGAAGAAAGAGAUGGUGGAGGUCUGGCCGAGCAGCGUGCGUCCUGAGCGGCAGCGGCACCCCACGAAUGCGGGCUGAUGCAGUGCCUGGGGUGCAGAGGAGUCUCCCCCAAGGAAGGGACUGCUGGACCUCACAGCUGCACACCCUGAGCCACUCCAUGGCCUGUGGGACUUCGGCCUUGGAUUGUCCAAGGACACGCUCUAUAAAAAGGAGAGCACCUGGGAGCCUGUGAGCAAUGACCUAGAAACCGUGACUCGCUCACAAGCUGCCCACGAACUCACAAGACUCACCUUUCCAGAGGGCUUAUUUCAUGGGAAAAAAAAUUGGGUCGCUUACUGGAAACUAAUGGGAAAUAUUGGAUUGUCUUUAUUUUAUUAAAACAACUGUUUUCCAGAUA